AUGCUGUGGUCUCGGAGUCACGAAUUUGCCCGUCACGAUGUUCUUCCUCAAGUCGUAGCGGGCCGGGAAUCGAAUAUUUGGUGGGUUUUCUUUCCUAUAUAUGACAAGGGGAUUCUAUUUCUCCGUUCCUAUUUAACAUCGCAGCUGAAUGUUUGUCCAAAAUGGUGCGUCAAGCACAGAAACAUGGACUGA
Molecule: messenger RNA, 192 nt
Organism: Triticum turgidum subsp. durum (durum wheat)
Lineage: Eukaryota; Viridiplantae; Streptophyta; Magnoliopsida; Poales; Poaceae
Source: the annotation of a GenBank genome assembly